Molecule: messenger RNA, 690 nt
Organism: Besnoitia besnoiti
Lineage: Eukaryota; Apicomplexa; Conoidasida; Eucoccidiorida; Sarcocystidae
Product: alveolin domain containing intermediate filament IMC1
Exons: 2
Coding region: 1-690 (229 amino acids)
Source: RefSeq, a predicted model, not a curated record
AUGCUCGGCGCUCAUAGUCUAUGCCAUCGGAGGCCGUGGAAGCAAGACAUUGUAGAAGAGCAGUUAAUCGAGCCCCGAGUUAUGAGGCAGAGUGAUGCACGAGAAUGGAUUCAGAUUGCCCUCUUGCAGCCGGUGGAUGUUCGGACGAAAUAUGUGAAAGUUCCCGUCGUGAAAUUUGUGGAUAAAUACGUGCCGAAGAUUAUGUAUCAUGAGAACACGAUCGAGGUCCCUCGAAUCGUGCACAAGACAGUACAAAAAUUUGUUGAGAAACCAUACAUCAAGUAUGUUGACAAGUAUGAAGAGGUUCCUGAAAUCCGAUACAAGUAUACAUACGUGCCCAAAGAGACAAUCCAAGAGAGGAGUGUCUACAAACCGCGUUUUACCGUCGUCGAGAAAGUCAAGUACAAGGAGAAACGGCAGGUCAAAUUUGUUGACAGGUACGUUGAGAUCCCUGAACGCGAAGUGGCACUACAGUGUGAGGCCGGGAUAUUUCCGGAGAACAACCAGUUGGUUGAUCACGUGGUUCAGGGAGAGGAAGCCGCGGAAUCGUCAACUUCAAGGGAAGUUCGUCUUCUGCCGAGCGAAGACAAUGACACAUCAGGAGAGGAGGAAAGAAAGUCCGACCAAGAUGUGACCUCUAGUGACCUUAGCAAUACACUUCGUAGCCGACUCCGCGGGUACCCUUCGUAA